Molecule: messenger RNA, 1345 nt
Organism: Entelurus aequoreus (snake pipefish)
Lineage: Eukaryota; Metazoa; Chordata; Actinopteri; Syngnathiformes; Syngnathidae
Product: dnaJ homolog subfamily B member 9-like
Exons: 3
Coding region: 276-926 (216 amino acids)
Cellular component (GO): endoplasmic reticulum
Molecular function (GO): protein-folding chaperone binding; misfolded protein binding
Source: RefSeq, a predicted model, not a curated record
GCUUUAAUGUCGACUCUUAAUGCGGAUAAUCGGGCUCACAUUUCGGCUAAAGUUCUUUUCAGCCUGUACACGUAAUUGAUUCAAACAGUGUAAUCUAUUUACAUAAUGUUAGGUGUCAACUUGUUUUGGGCUGGCCUUUAAAGUUAAAGUUAAAGUACUAAUGAUAGUCACACACACACUAAAUGUGGAGAAAUUAUUCUCCGCAUUUGACCCAUCACACUUGAUCACCCCCUGGGAGAUCUCCCAACUUCCACCAGCCAACAAUAGAAGGUGCCAUGGCCACAGUCCAGUGUGUGCUGCUCCUUGUUCUCCACAUUUUGCUCAUCUCAGAGUUCAUCCUGGCCAAAAAGGACUACUAUGACAUCCUGGGGGUGCCGAAGGACGCCUCGGAGCGCCAGAUCAAGAAGGCCUUCCAUAAGCUGGCCUUAAAGUACCACCCCGACCGAAACAAGGGCCCGGACGCGGAGGCCAGGUUCAGAGAAAUAGCGGAGGCGUACGAGACGUUAUCGGACGACAAGAGGCGGCGAGAGUACGAUCAAUUCGGCCACGGCCCGCCACCAGGAGCGGGACACGGCGGCGGCGGCAACUACAACUUCCGACGACACUACCAGUCGUUCAACUUUGACGACAUCUUCAAAGACUUCGACGUCUUCGGUCAGCAACAACAGCACUUUCACUCCCACCCCCAUCAUCAAGCCCACCAGAAGAGAUUCUUCCGCGAGGCCUCCGCCGGGCACAGGCCGCCGCAGCAGAAGAGGCCCUUCGGAGGCGGACUGUUCGACGACAUGUUCGAGGACUUGGAGAAAAUGUUCUCCUUCAACGCGCACAGGACUGAGAGCAGGUUCCAGGGCUCGGCCAAGCAGCACUGCCGAACGGUGACGCAGCGCAAGGGCAACAUGGUGACCACCUUCACGGACUGCUCCUGAGGCGGAAAUAAAGCGCUCCCCGCGACAGAGACGAUGCUUUUGAAAAUUGAAUGCUAAUUUAUCACUUGCGUGUAUGGAGUUGAUACUCCAGGAACAAAGAAAGUGGGCAACCUUUCAAAUGAUCUCAGGAAUUGGCAUAAGCUCCUUUGCAUAGUCUCCACACAGCGUGAACAACAUUUUGCAUAACAAGCACUUGCAUGGCAAGGCUUUUUUUCAUGUCAAAGACACAAACAGAAAACCUCAUGCUCAUCGGUGAAGCUGACCUAUUAUGUGCAAUACUCAGCACCUUCAUGUUGCCUAUUAUUCAUAGACGGAAUAUCACGGUCUAAUGUCUGCACUUUGUGUGUGUGUGUGUGUGUGUGUGAUGAUUGUUAGGAUGAUGUGUGAACAUGAAUUAAAAGAUUACACUUGCACAGGCC